Messenger RNA from Penicillium longicatenatum, 1551 nucleotides. RefSeq lists its product as uncharacterized. The transcript is spliced from 3 exons. The coding region runs from base 1 to 1551 and encodes 516 amino acids. The record is from RefSeq and is a predicted model, not a curated record. Lineage: Eukaryota; Fungi; Ascomycota; Eurotiomycetes; Eurotiales; Aspergillaceae.
AUGAACCACCUUCGAAAGACGAAGAGUCACAUCUGGAGCUUCUCCUUCCUCAAACCUCGUCACAAAAGUGAUUCCGACCAUCCCAAGACCCCCCAAGCCUCCAGGAGUGACCACAAGUCUGUAAGCCCAGACGUCUGGGUCGACGCAAUCGAAGACCAGAGAGACGGAUUCUACAGAUAUUCGGAACUCCACGAGGAAAGCCUGGAAGGGCCUUUAGCUGAAAUGAAGCAGAACGACAUGCUUGACGAGAACUCAGAGUACUUUCUAGAUUCAUCGUUUAAACCACACUCACGCCCUUACAGGGUUAGCAAUGGCGAGUGGGUGACAGCUGUGACUUCGAGCUCGCCAUCCCCAUCCCCCACGUAUGGGGCCUCCCGGGUGACAUCCCAGGUAUUGUCCCUGGAUGACUUGACCAAUAUUGAAAUAGCAACGCACUUUGCGGUGGUCCUCAAGAUUUUCUCUCAGAUUUAUGCAAUUGCAAAGCUUGCACAGAUUGCAUUCAUGGGUUAUGGCAUCGAGCUUGAUAAUUCGGAGACGGGCCUCAAGUACUGGAUUGAUCGAGCCGAGGCAAAUAUCGGAACCGUCUCCCUCUGUGAACUUAUCACCAUCGUGGAACACCUCUUUUAUGUGGUCUAUGCCCGAAUCAAACUCGAGAUGGCAGGGAUCGAGCUGUGUGCCCUGUAUAAAAUGGAAAGUCGUCCGGCUAUGACAAAAGAUCGUCCGUUCUACAUGCCCGAACCGAACCAUCUGUAUCGCAUCUUCCUUCUGUUUAAGGAUAUCCUUGACUCCCCGAGAAUCUGCGAAGAGCGCGAUAACAACCUCAUCUCUCGGUUUAUGGAAAAUUACGUGCGAAUGCUCAUAUGCAAGGAUGCUCGGCUAGGACCGUUUGUUAUAGAUGACAUCUUGGGAUACCGCCGAUACGCCUAUAGCAUUGUCAACAACAGGCAUUCCACCUACUGCAAGAAAUGGGACAGUCUCAUCUCCAUCUUCCCCGAUUUUCCGCCCGAGACAAUGACUGUGCUUUCUGAGAGAUACUUCACCAUGACCCCUAAGCAGGUGCCCGACUGCGAUAUUCCCGUGAAUGAACUUCCAUUUACCAACCUGGAACUGAUAGAUCCGGUCCUGCGGGAGAGGGAGAUCAUCCUCGACCAUCGAAUUGGCACGCUGGCCAAACUAGAAGGGAAGUGUAUCGGAGACUGUCGACGUGAAAACGACAAAAUUCGUCUGUUGCACGAGGUAAAGCAUUCCAAAUGUAUCUGCAAAUCAGCAUGUUUCUGUGCUCGUAAAUGUACUUACGACGUGGAGCGCCGUUGCCCCUGUGCCGAAAGACAGCUGCGCAUGCAGCUCGCUAUUCACCGCAAGCGUACUGGUGGUUUCGAAUUCGUGACCCGAGUCAACACGGUUAUCCUGGCCGGCUUCCAAGGACUGGCUGCCCUGAAGGAGGACUCCCGGGAGGAUGCCAUCGCUGGAGGGAUUGUCGAGAUCUUUGAGGUACUUCUGAUGGAGAUCCACAAGGAGAGGCUCAUAUCUGAUGUGGCUAGCUGGGUGUGA